UUUAUUUCUCCGUACAGCGAUUGCCCGCCAUAUUGGUGCUCUCCUCCAUCACACUGAAACAUCAUCGAGCGAGAGUUUUCAGUUUACCGGGGCUGUGAAAACGUCAACAUCGUCGUUCUUGUGUACUCUGCGCUAAGAAAUACGACAUCAUGGAGGCCGUUAAAGCAUUUAAUGGCGAGCUUUACUCCUUGAACGAAUACAAGCCUCCAAUAUCCAAAGCAAAGAUGACCCAGAUAACAAAGUCUGCCAUAAAAGCCAUAAAGUUCUACAAGCAUGUUGUGCAGAGCGUGGAGAAGUUCAUUCAGAAAUGCAAACCAGAGUACAAGGUCCCGGGGCUGUACGUCGUCGACUCAAUCGUGCGACAGUCGCGGCACCAGUUCGGCCAGGAGAAGGACGUGUUCGCCCCGCGCUUCAGCAAGAACAUCAUCGGCACCUUCCAGAACCUUUACCGCUGCCCUUCCGACGACAAGAGCAAAAUCGUGAGGGUCCUCAAUCUGUGGCAGAAGAAUAACGUCUUCAAGAGCGACAUCAUCCAGCCCCUCCUUGACAUGGCAGCAGGUCUACCGCCCCCCAGCCUGACCCCCGUCACCACCAGCAGCACGGCGCCCAUGAACAGCACCACCCCCGGAACCCCAACGACCCCCGCCACCCCAGCCAACAUGGUGCAAAGCCUGCCAGACUGGGCCUCCCAGAUCUCCAACACGGACACCGUGGCAGCCGUGGCCCAGAUCCUGCAGAGCCCUCAGGGCCAGCAGCUGCAGCAGCUGGUGCAGAGCCUGCAGCUCCAGCAGCAGAAGCCCCAGCCCUCGCUGUUGCAGGCGCUGGAUGCUGGCCUCGUAGUCCAGCUGCAGGCCCUCACUGCCCAGCUCACUGCCGCCGCCACCGCCAACACACUCAACCCCCUGGAGCAGAGGGUGUCCUCCUUCAACAAGCUCCUCCUUUCCCAGAAGCUGUUGGGACAGUUUGAUUUUGGGGGUGAUUCUGAACGCACCGAGAGUUCCAAAAAGGACGCGCCGCCAUCCCAACUGCCCAUGGUCUCCGACUCCCUCAACAGUUCCAUUUUCCACCAGCUGGCAGAGCAGCUGCAGCAGCAGAACCUGGAGCAGUUCCAGAAGCAGUUCCUGGAACACCAGCAGCAGCAGCAACAACAACAACAACAGCAGCAGCAGCAGCAGCAGCAACAACAGCAACAGCAGCAGCAACAGAAGGCAAUGUCUGCGGAGGGUCAGGAGGCAAUGUUUGGUUCUGACAGCUCAGCCACGCCGUCUCAGAGCCGCGCCCAGCAGCACCAGGAGGUCGAGGACAAGAUGGAUGACUCCAUCGACAACCAACAGCAGGACAUGGAUUUGGAUGAAGGCCAGGACACGGUGGACGAGGACAUGUUUGAGGUCGAGGAGAAGAAGACCGGAAGCACCAGGUCCAGAACGCGGUCCAGAUCCCGCUCCAGGUCUCCCAGGAAACGGCGGUCACGGUCACGGUCAGGUUCACGGAAGCGCAAGCACCGGAAGCGCUCGCGCUCGCGAUCGCGGGAGCGGAAAAGGAAGUCGUCGCGUUCGUACUCCAGUGAGCGGCGGGCUCUCGAGCGCGAGAAAGAGCGGCAGAAGAAAGGGCUGCCCCCCAUCCGUUCCAAAACUCUGAGUGUUUGCAGCACAACUCUGUGGGUGGGACAGGUCGACAAGAAAGCCACACAGCAAGACCUCACCAACCUGUUUGAAGAAUUUGGACAGAUCGAAUCCAUCAAUAUGAUCCCCCCGAGGGGCUGUGCAUACAUCAGCAUGGUGCACAGACAAGACGCCUACCGCGCCCGGCGGAAACUCAGCAGCGGCUCCUACAAGAUCGGCUCCAAAGUCAUCAAGAUUGCCUGGGCCCUGAACAUUGGGGUGAAGCAGGAGUACAAGCAGUGUUGGGAUGUGGACUUGGGUGUGACUUACAUCCCCUGGGAGAAGGUCAAGCUAGAUGACCUGGAUGGUUUUGUUGACGGGGGCAUGAUUGACCAGGAGACGGUCAACAGCGAGUGGGAAGCCGCGCGUAACGCAGAGCCACCCAAAGAGGCGCCCAGCCAGCCGGCCGCUGCUGAGCCCAGCAGCCUGAGCAGCACCCAGACUGAGGCCUUCACCCAACCCGUCACCAUGAUGCCUGUGCAGAUCCCAGUGGCACAAGGCGUCCCGGCCGUGGGGCUCAUCCCACCGUCUCACCCAACGUUCACCAUGGCGAUGCCUCCACCUGGUUUCGGGCCUCCGCCGCCUUUCCUGCGAGCUGGUUUCAAUGCCUCCCAGCCCCCUCCCGGUUUCAUGCCACCUUCUGUAGUUCCUCAGACAUCCGUGGGAUCUGCUGUCCCCUCAGUACCAACAUCCCUGAUGCAAUCCUCCAUGUCCGGGACGCAGGAGACCCCUAAAAGCUCGCCCUUCGGAGCAAUGAUCCCUCCCGUCAGCACCAUUCCGGGGAGCUUCAUCCCCCAGGCAGUCUUCAAUCCCGUCGGGGCCCAGCCCCAGCUGCCUGCAGAGAAUAAGGCGGCCCAGUCCGCGGACGGCUUGGACACCCCUGGGGAGAUAACGUUGCAAGGGAUGCAGAACGCCGUGCGGAGCGGGAUGGGCUUGCUGGGGAUGCACCCAUCCGCGUCUCUGACCCACCCGCUGCACCACCCCAACCUCGGCGGCCAGAGGAUGCCAGGCCUGCUUCCCCUGGAGGCCCGUCCCAGCCUGCUGCAGGGUGCCGGCAGCCGCUUCCCCCUCCUCAUGGCCAACAGACUGGUGCACCCUGCCAACAGCCUGACCCCCAGCCCCGCCCUGAACCCAGCCCAGCCAGCUCCCCCCCGGGCCCCCGGCCCUGCCUCCUUCCCUGAACCUGACCAGUUCGGCAGAGCUCAGGGGGUGUUCGGGCAGCCCCCUGUCCAGCCCCCCGAUGGCCCCGCCCAGCCCAAGGACCGGUCCCCUGCGGGAGGCAAUGGCAUCCAGCAGGAGAAGGACCAGGAUUACCGCUUCCCGCCACCCGAAAAGCAGGGGCUGCUGCCGACCCCGCCACCAGAGAACAGACAGAUCAGGGAAGGGCCCCAGGGGGACGGCGGGGAGGGUCAGGGCAGGAAGGAACCACUCAGCGGCUUCAAACACGAGAGCCGCUGGGGCCCACCUAGGGGGGAUUUUGACGAGCGGGACCUGAGGGGUGUGCCUACUGGGGGCCCCAAAGGCUUUCAGGACGAGCGGCAGGGUCCCAGAGCGAACUUCCCAAAUCGUUUUGAGAAUCGAGGAGGAGGGGGAGGGGGAGGGGGUGGAUCUGGAGGUGGAGGUGGGGGAGGGGGCGGAGGAGGAGGAGGGGGUGGUCCUGCCUGGAGCCGCGGUGGUCGGGCAGGAGAGGCGGACAUGCACCAGGACUUUGAUGACCGGCGGCGGACCUGGGACCGUCAGAGGGACCGCGACGACCGGGACUUCGACUUUCGGCGGGAGAUGAAUGGCAGCCGCCACGGCCGGGAGAGGGAGAGGGACAGGGAGCGUGACCGUGACCGCGGGCGCGAGAGAAAUCGCGAACGUGAGCGGGAACGUGAUUGGGACCGUGACAGAGACCGCGAAAGGGAUCAGGGACGUGACCGCAACCGCCAGGCCUGGGCGCCUCCUGUCCCAGCUCCGGCUCCGGCUCCGGCUCCGGCUCCGGCUCCAGCUCCAGCUCCAGCUCCUGCCCCUGCCCCUGUCCAAGCUCCAGCCCAAGCUCCAGCCCCGGUACCAGUACCGGUACCGGUUCCAGUCCCUGCCCCCACCCCAGUCCCUGCACAAGCCCCAGCUCCAGCUCCAGCCCCAGCCCCAGUCCCAGUCCCAGUCCCAACCCAAACCCCAACCCCAGCUCCAGCUCCAGCUCCAGUUCCCACUCCUACCCUCAAACCGCAAGCACCCUCUGUUCCUGAAAAGUCUGCCAACGACCAGGAGCAGGAGAAUCCGCAGUGUGUGAACGGGGCAGGGUCGAAUAGCACCCCAUCGGCCCCUGAACCACCCGAGGUGACGUCUGGCCCCGAGGAGCCUCGGAACAAUCUGGAAAAGCAUGCCUCCCCUAAGGAUGUAAGCAAUGAACAAAGUGUACCGAAGGAGGAUGCAGAAACGCAGCCUGUGGUAGAGAAAACAGAAACUGAGGGGACAUUAUCAUCACUCAGUAGGUAAAGAUCAUUUUGUAAAGUUGUCAUCUCUGUACUCAUUCAUAAAGGCCCAAUGGACCUGUUGAGUAAAUUCACUUACUGUCCCGACACAGAUAAUUUAACCAGCUUUGUGUGCAUCCCUCACAUAACUGUAUACCACGUUUUAACUUCCUUAGAAUCAGCUGGCUAGAAGAUUAAAUGGUAGGUAAUGUUUUUAUUUUUUUGUUUUUAAUUGCAACGGAAGCGAAACCUCGCCCCCAGUUUUAACAAGGCUAUUUUAAUGAAGUGCUCGCUAAGAUGUUUUUAUUGUGAAUGUGAGAGGGGGGGGAGCUUUGACCUUCCUAUGGAAGAGUUGUAUGGAAUCCUGGCUGAUGAAUUUGAUGACAGAUUAUGGAAUACUUGAAAACAGCGGGUUCUGGCCUAUGUUGUCUGUCCUCUUUUUAAAAUGCUGCAGCAGUUUUAAUUGAAUGCUUUUCGUGGAGUUCUUCGCUGUUUCUGUCUUUUUAACACACACACUUGCCAGUACAGUGAGAAACUUCGGUUGUCCUCUGAAAAGGGUAUACAUUUAAAAGAUUAAAACAUCUGUGUUAUCCCAAAAAUAAAUGUCUGUGAUUUUUUCCAUACUGCAGUGAAUCCUAUAGCAACAUUAAAAAAAGAGAAGAAAAAAUGUAUUUAAAAAAAGAAAAAAAAUUAAAUGAAUGUUGGGUGCAUUGUUUUUAGUUGCUAAUAAACAUCCUGUUUGAUAAAAA
Molecule: messenger RNA, 4866 nt
Organism: Conger conger (European conger)
Lineage: Eukaryota; Metazoa; Chordata; Actinopteri; Anguilliformes; Congridae
Gene: scaf8
Product: SR-related CTD-associated factor 8
Exons: 20
Coding region: 150-4142 (1330 amino acids)
Cellular component (GO): nucleus
Molecular function (GO): RNA binding
Source: RefSeq, a predicted model, not a curated record